ACUGUCAGGGGACAGCAUGGCGGACAUGCAUGUGGAGCCUCAAAACAAAUCGCACCGAUUGUCCAGCUAACCCCGCCGUGUAAAACCAUCGACACCUCGAGCUGAACGGGGCUGGCGGUGCCCGCGCAGACAGUAGGAUGGACGAGGAGAACAAACUUCAGUUCCCGUCUCUGCCCGCGACCAAGGAGGAGCUUCUGGACUGGGCUUAUCCUAUGAGACGGGAAAUGCAGGAGAUAUUACCUGGACUCUAUUUAGGUCCCUACUCUGCUGCAAUGAAAAGCAAGCUGCCAAUUCUUGAGAGACAGGGCAUAACACAUAUUGUGUGUGUCCGCCAAGAUAUUGAAGCCAAUUUUAUCAAACCUAAUUUCCCUCAUUCAUUUAGAUACCUUGUGUUAGAUAUUGCUGACAAUCCAGUGGAAAAUAUUAUAAGAUUUUUCCCUACAACUAAAGAGUUUAUUGAUAGCUGCUUAGAAACAGGAGGAAAGGUACUGGUUCAUGGUAAUGCAGGGAUAUCAAGAAGUGCUGCCUUAGUGAUUGCGUACCUUAUGGAAACAUUUGGAAUGAAGUACAGGGAUGCAUUCAGCCACGUUCAAGAGAGGAGGUUCUGCAUUAACCCAAAUGUGGGCUUCGUGCAUCAGCUACAGGAAUAUGAAGCGAUCUACCUAGCCAAAUUGACCAUUAAAAUGAUGUCACCCAUGCAGUUGGGAAGGUCCUUCUCCAUACAAGCGGGGAUGCCAGGGAGCCGUAAACGCAGCCUGGAAGAAGAUGAUGACUUUGGAGCAAUGCAGAGACGACCAGAAUGGGGCAGUCGGCAUAAGGGAAAGUAGCCAGGACGUUGCCCAGCGGAGGACAUGAGAGAGGACUAGCUAAUGCCUUUAACAUCAGAGUAAUAGGAUAAAGACUAAUAUCAGACUAAAUGUGGGAUAGUGUGGAAUGGAAAAUAACUCACUGCUUAAUAAAAAGAAGUCUGACUCAG
Cheilinus undulatus (humphead wrasse) is the source of this 976-nucleotide messenger RNA. It is a transcript of the gene styx, whose product is annotated as serine/threonine/tyrosine interacting protein. The coding region runs from base 138 to 827 and encodes 229 amino acids. Gene Ontology annotation, biological process: negative regulation of protein binding; protein dephosphorylation; regulation of ERK1 and ERK2 cascade. The transcript has 12 exons. Gene Ontology annotation, cellular component: cytoplasm; nucleoplasm. NCBI's taxonomy places the organism in Eukaryota, Metazoa, Chordata, Actinopteri, Labriformes, Labridae. The record is from RefSeq and is a predicted model, not a curated record. Gene Ontology annotation, molecular function: F-box domain binding; protein tyrosine/serine/threonine phosphatase activity.